This is a messenger RNA of Populus trichocarpa (black cottonwood), 1710 nucleotides long. Its product is annotated as probable E3 ubiquitin-protein ligase BAH1-like. The transcript is spliced from 6 exons. The record is from RefSeq and is a predicted model, not a curated record. The coding region runs from base 210 to 1226 and encodes 338 amino acids. Lineage: Eukaryota; Viridiplantae; Streptophyta; Magnoliopsida; Malpighiales; Salicaceae.
UCAAACUGUACUUCCUAUUUAUUAACGUUAAUGGUGCAAAUUCCAAGAGAAGCGCGGGUUUCGUUUUUUUAUCGAAACAAAUUGCACGCAACAUCCUCUUGCUUGUGUCUUUCAAUAGAAAAGAAACUCGUUUCCAAAUCCCAAUUAGUUAAUCCUUAAAAUAAAUAUUAUUUAAUCCUUCGUUUCUCUUCAUCGAAACAAAGAAGAAGAUGAAGUUUGGAGAGACAUUCAUGGAGUAUUUACACGGAGAACAAGAAGGGUGUUUGGACAAAUGUGCUCAUGUUGAGUACAAACGACUCAAAAAAGUGUUAAAGAAAUGCAGAAGCCAAGGUCCACCAUCCACUUCUUGCAACGACGAGCAGCUACAAGAAAGAGACAGUGAACAGAAUCAUAGCUUGUCUCAAUUCUGCCAUUGCCAAUCUUGCCCUUUGUGUGAUCAGAUGUUCUUUUCCGAAUUGAUGAGGGAAGCUUCAGAUAUAGCUGGGUGCUUUAGUUCCAGAGUUAGACAUCUCCUCCAUCUUCAUGUUGCCAGGGGAAUGCAAAGAUAUAAACUUCGUCUACGUCAAUGUUUCAUAAAUGAUCAGCAGAUCAUGGUUGAAGAAGGGCGCAUGCUGAUUGAAUAUGUUACCAUGAAUGCAAUUGCUAUCCGUAAAAUUCUAAAGAAAUAUGAUAAAGUACAUUGCUCUAUAAAUGGGAAGAAUUUCAAAUCCAAGAUGCGGUCUGAACAUAUAGAGCUUUUGCAAUCACCUUGGCUAAUAGAGUUGGGAGCCUUUUAUUUGAAUUUUGAUGGAAUAGAUGGAGGGGAGUUUAGUGAGUUUUGCAGUCGGUUUUCCUGUGAUCUCAGUGCUACAGAACCUGUUAUGACACUGAUGCUUCCAAAUUAUACAAAAUUAGAAUACGGCCUGACUUGUGCCAUUUGCUUGGAGAUGGUUUUUAAUCCAUAUGCUUUGAGUUGUGGUCAUCUUUUCUGCAAGUUGUGUGCUUGCUUAGCUGCUUCUGUGCUGAUGGUUGAAGGCCUUAAAUCUGCAAGUUCAAAUGCAAAGUGCCCUGUCUGUAGAGAGGCUGGGGUAUACACUAACGCAGUGCACAUGUUGGAACUUGAUCUGCUUGUGAAAAGAAGGUGCAAAGAGCACUGGAAAGAGAGGAUGGUUGCUGAACGUGCUGAGACCGUAAAGCAAACCAGGGAGUAUUGGGAUUUACAGACCAAAUAUGCGAUUGGCUAUUGAUUGUGGAAGGCUUGAAUGGAGGAGGGAAUUCUGGAAGUAUACUUCAAGUGGUUGAGCUCAGAGUUGCAUGAGAUGAAUAUCAUAAUUCAAGCAUUACUAAGUGCAGGCUGUGGAUUUCUUGGUGGUUUUGAGCUAGACCCAAUUAAAGAUCAUUUUGGAAUGUUUCCAAGAGAGCAGCCUGUUUAGCUACCUCUAUUGUAAUCGAGAUUACAAUGGAGAAAAGGAAAGGAAGACUAGAAAAUAAGACAGUGAAUAUUUAUCAGCACCAAGUAAUUUUUGCAAGAGAACCUCGAUUUGGUCAGCACCAAGUAAUUUCAAUCGAAUUACUUGGGAUUUCUUUUUAUGAAUUUUGAUGAUCCCCCGCUUUACUCCUUCCAUGUCUCAGUUUGAACAGCUUUUCAGUUUCCCCUGUUGUUUCAUCUUGUUAAUGUUUUUGUAUCUCUCUUUUUAUUAUUUUUAUGUGGUGGUGUUUGCUUUUUUAUAA